AUGGCUUUGAUAACUCUUUUUCGCAGGCAAUGUUGGUGGAGAAUAUGGGUCGUUCAAGAAGUUGUCUGUGCCAAAGAAGCAAUUGUACUUUGCGGGGACGAGAGUACACCUAUAAUGGAGCUUCGUAACACCGGCGAUAUAUUGAAGAGAGAAGAACACUUACUGCUGUCUAUCUACUUAAAAUCACCAUCAUUUGUACGAACUCUUACCACUGGGGGACCAAAAAGCUUGCAAGUGUCAAGAGAUCAGGUCCCUGAUGCCGUCAGCUCUCCUCUUUUUGAGCUUUUGCUUUUCCACAAGAGUAAGAAGUCAUCAGAUCCAAAAGAUAAAGUGUACGCAUUGGCAGGGAUAUCAAACUCACCGGAAACCUUUGGUAAAAUCGAUUAUUCCUUGUCAAUGCGACGGGUACAUACGCAUACUGCGAGACAUAUAGUUCAAGAUUCUCGAAGACUGGAUGUUAUAUGUGUCAACCAAAGAAAUCAAAAAGCGCCCGACAAUGACGGCCUUCCUUCAUGGGUACCGAAAUGGACAAGACCUCCUCAAAGCUGCCAGCCCACAAUAAUCGGACUUCAACAUAGCAAGCCCCAGUUCAUGGCUGCCGUUGACAGUCAUGCUAAUGCGCAGUUUCUUCAAGAUGGAUAUGUUUUGAGACGUACUGGUGUCAUUAUAGGCAGAGUCCAAAAGAACGGCUUAUCCUUCAGAAGAGAAUUAAAAUCUAGUGAUAACAAUAGUUGGGGUCUGAAAGUUCUACAAGAAUGGUGGAGUAUCGUUGUCUUUAAGAAAAGACCCUCCUACGAGAGCAAGGAGCAUUCCGUAGAAUGA
This is a messenger RNA of Botrytis porri, 822 nucleotides long. RefSeq lists its product as uncharacterized. The transcript has a single exon. The record is from RefSeq and is a predicted model, not a curated record. NCBI's taxonomy places the organism in Eukaryota, Fungi, Ascomycota, Leotiomycetes, Helotiales, Sclerotiniaceae. Bases 1 to 822 code for a protein of 273 amino acids.